This is a messenger RNA of Hyaloscypha bicolor E, 903 nucleotides long. RefSeq lists its product as uncharacterized. The transcript is spliced from 2 exons. The record is from RefSeq and is a predicted model, not a curated record. NCBI's taxonomy places the organism in Eukaryota, Fungi, Ascomycota, Leotiomycetes, Helotiales, Hyaloscyphaceae. Bases 14 to 847 code for a protein of 277 amino acids.
UUAACAAACACAAAUGGCUGAUCCUCUCAGUAUUACCGCUGGUGCCGUGGGUAUUAUUGUGCCAGCCUUGCACGGCACACGACUACUCCUAGAAGAUCUGCAGCAGCUCAAAGAGGCACCUAAAACCGUCAAGCGUCUGGUGGAAGAUGUGCACUCUGUCGACACGGCACUUAAAUUGCUCCAAAGUGUAGAGGAGAGAGAAUGGGGCUUACUUGGUGCAGGCAUAGCUGAGCAGUCAGAGACGACGAUUAGCAGCUGCACACAAGCAUGCGAUCUCUUUAGAGCAGACCUGCAGCGAUGGACUAGACACUCGGAAGAUGGAAAAUUAGCAUGGCAGGAUCGAGCAAAUGUGGGAUUCUUCAAGCAAGGGCAAAUCAAGGCUAUGUCAGAGCAGCUUUCGAACUGCAAGCUCACUAUUAAUUCCGUUGUCAGUAUAGCGACCUUAUACAGCUCCGUCCGCCAUAGCCACAUUACGGAAGAGGUCAAGAAGACGAUAUCUGCAAAGCAGACUGAGGUUAAGGGUGCCAUUACUACAGCGGAUCGACAGCUGGUAGUGUUAGAGAACAGGCUGGAAGAGCUGAACCUUAGCAGCGAUGAUGACGAAGCGGCUGGAUCCAGGGGGGGCAAAACUGAGGCAUUGCGACAACUUGAAGAAGAAUUCAAAGGGGUAAAAGCGUCGCAGAAGCUGCUGAAUGAGCUGCUGUCUAAGUCGCAGGAAGAAACUGUUGCGAAAGCCGCGGGAAACCAGAGCGGUCUAACCACAGUGACUUUCGGUGCUCACAACUCGGGCUUCCAAGCCGGGAACAUCAAUGGUGGAGUCAAUGGAAUCACUUUUGGCAGAAAGUAAACAUAUUAUAUCCGCAUCUUGACGGCCGAUUAAUAAAUUUUCCUGAUUGAAACGAC